AUGUCCACCCUGUUCUUGAAAGUCGCAAACAACUGUUACCCAACACCGACAAUGGACCCAAGUUACCAGAGUUCCGAAACGCUCUUUGAGGGCCUUCCAAUAGACACUCUUGGCAAUGGGCUGUCAGCGUCGGCCGUCAAGUCCGGUAUUGAUCGUUUGCUUGAGCAUGACAUCGAACCCGAACACAAUCUUGGAAGUUUUGUAUCUACUGGUCUGAACGAUGAUGGGGAAAGGCAUCUUUUGGAGAAUUACAAAAGGAAUCUCGCUUGCCAAAACGAGUAUACCGGUGUUCGCAAGUGAAGGAUACAUGACCGAUGCGUUGAAACACUAGGAGCAGUAUGGGGUUCAUCGUGCAACGACAAGCCAACCGGUUGUGCGGCGUCUGGCAGUUCUGAGGCUAUCCUCCUUGGUAUUCUGGCUAUGAAACGAAAAUGGGAGACAGAAAACGGGGGUAUGGCUUCUUCGAAUGGUUCAGCCCUCAAUUUAAUUACAGGAAGUCAUGCCCAUGUCGCUGUGACAAAUGCGGCUAAAGCAAACGACAUCGAGAUUCGGUCAGUUCCAGUAAGGCCAGAAGGUAAUUACAGCUUCGACCCGUCCAAAAUGCAAGGGCUGUUGGACAGUACUGUUCUUGACAAUUAUGAACAGUCACAUGGUCACAGUAUUCCAAUCCAUGUUGAUGCAGCUAGUUGUGACUUCGUUGCGCCAUUUAACGGCGGGAAGUGUAGUCGAUGGGAUUUUUCUGUUCCCCGCGUCAUCUCUAUUAACGCAUCCGGACAUAAGUUCGGUCUUACAGCUGCGGCUUUGGGCUGGAUUAUAUGGCGCGAUCAGAGAUUCCUGUCCUCGGACAUGCUCCACGAAUCGCCCUACCUUUCAGGGCAUCAUGGGCUUCCAACUCUUCGAUACUCUCAACCUUCAAGCAGCGUAUUAAUUCAGUAUUACUAUCUAGCUCAUCUAGGUCGCAAGGGUUUUGAGAACAUCAUUCAAGCUCUGUUGCAGCGAUCCAGUGCUCUAAGCAGGACUUUAGAAGGGACGGGGAUAUUCGCAUGUAUCAGUGAGUCCCACAGGACCGCGGCAAACACGUUGCCAGUAGUUGUCUUCCGUGUGAACUCUGCGGUACGAGAACAACGCCCGAAAUUUAACGAGCAGUGGAUCAGUGAUCAACUCUUUCAUAAGGGCUACAGUGUUCGAAACUUCCUAUCGAUGGAGAGGACAUAGAGGUCUUGCGAGUGGUUGUAAGACCGAGCCUCAAGCCUACUGUGCUAGAUUCAUUUGUUACCGAACUUCUGUCUUUGAUUAAUGAUGAC
Molecule: messenger RNA, 1304 nt
Organism: Fusarium graminearum PH-1
Lineage: Eukaryota; Fungi; Ascomycota; Sordariomycetes; Hypocreales; Nectriaceae
Exons: 6
Coding region: 421-1215 (264 amino acids)
Biological process (GO): L-glutamate catabolic process
Cellular component (GO): cytosol
Molecular function (GO): glutamate decarboxylase activity; pyridoxal phosphate binding
Source: RefSeq, a predicted model, not a curated record